CUUGCAAAUAAACUGUCCCCAACAAACAUCCAUUCUGAGGUUUACAGAGGUUCAACUUCUGCACCAGUUGAAAUACGAGCCUAGCUAUCAGUACACACAGAAGCCUGAUUGGCAGGUCCGGGGUGAACAGAAUAAAUAAAAGACAGCAGCAGGACAUCAGGGAAGGUCAAUGAUAUCAUCUAUCCAGAACCAAACUUCAGUGUUUCUCAGACAGUGUGUUUUCACAAUGAGUGGCUGCCCAUUUUUUGGAAAUGACUUUGGACAUCCUUUAAGAAAACUAUCUUUGGAAGGCAGUGAAGAAGACAAAUCACAAACUGGUGUGAAUAGAGCCAGGAAAGGAGGACUUAUCUAUGGGAACUACCUGCAUUUGGAAAAAAUUUUGAACGCACAGGAGCUUCAAAGUGAAAUGAAAGGAAAGAAAAUCCAUGAUGAACAUCUUUUCAUCAUAACUCAUCAAGCUUAUGAACUCUGGUUUAAGCAAAUACUCUGGGAAUUAGAUUCUGUUCGAGAGCUCUUCCAGAAUGGCCAUGUCAGGGAUGAAAGGAAUAUGCUUAAGGUUGUCGCUCGAAUGCAGCGAGUGGUGGUGAUCCUUAGACUCCUGAUAGAGCAGUUUUCCGUUUUGGAAACGAUGACACCCUUGGACUUCAAUGACUUCAGAGAGUACUUAUCUCCAGCCUCUGGCUUCCAGAGCUUGCAAUUUCGACUAUUAGAAAACAAGAUAGGUGUCCUGCAGAGUUUGAGAGUCCCUUAUAACAGGAGACAUUAUCGCGAUAACUUCAAAGGAGAAGAUAAUGAACUGCUACUUAAGUCUGAGCAAGAAAAAACACUUCUGCAACUAGUGGAGGCAUGGCUGGAGAGAACACCAGGUUUAGAGCCACAUGGAUUUAACUUCUGGGAAAAGUUUGAAAAAAAUAUUGUCAAAGGACUGGAAGAAGAAUUCAAAACGAUUCAGGCUAAGGAAGAGUCAGAGUACAAAGAGGAACAAAUGGUUGAAUUUCAGAAACAAAAGGAUUUGUUACUCUCUUUAUUUGAUGAGAAACGUCAUGAACACCUCCUUAAUAAAGGUGAAAGACGACUAUCGUACAAAGCACUUCAGGGGGCCUUGAUGAUAUAUUUUUACAGGGAAGAACCUAGAUUCCAGGUUCCUUUUCAGUUGCUGACUUCUCUCAUGGACAUAGACACACUCAUGACCAAAUGGAGAUAUAACCACGUGUGCCUGGUGCACAGGAUGCUGGGCAGCAAAGCUGGCACCGGAGGGUCCUCAGGCUACCAGUACCUGCGCUCAACAGUGAGUGACAGGUACAAGGUAUUUGUAGAUUUAUUUAAUAUUUCAACAUAUCUGGUUCCCCGACACUGGAUACCAAAGAUGAACCCAAUUAUUCAUAAAUUCCUUUACAUGGCUGAAUAUUGUGACAGCUCUUACUUCAGCAGUGAAGAAUCAGAUUAAAAUCAUCUACAAAAAUCUAUGAAGACCACUGAUUUCUCUGUUUUGUUUUCUAUGAAUUUUCAUGACUGCACAAAGAGUCCUAAUGUAAUAUAUGUAUAUACAUAGUUAAGUACUGUAGUGCUCUGAUUCAAUCCCGGAAAUAAGUUUACUUCAUUUAUUGUGAUGAUAUAAGAUUAAGCAUUUUUGUGAUGAUAUAAGACAUUAAAAAAUUCAUUCAGUUAAAUUGUAUUAUUGUACAUAGAGUGUUUUGCUAUAAAAAAAAUUAAUGUCGCCUGAUACCUUAAUGUAAGCAUUUAACAUAAUCAUUAUUUCAUUGUUUCAUACUUUAUAAGCUUGUAAACUUCAGCUAUUUCAAAUACGUUAUGCAAUAAAAUGUGACAUUCUGUACAAAGA
Molecule: messenger RNA, 1840 nt
Organism: Rhinolophus ferrumequinum (greater horseshoe bat)
Lineage: Eukaryota; Metazoa; Chordata; Mammalia; Chiroptera; Rhinolophidae
Gene: TDO2
Product: tryptophan 2,3-dioxygenase
Exons: 12
Coding region: 170-1447 (425 amino acids)
Molecular function (GO): L-tryptophan 2,3-dioxygenase activity; heme binding; metal ion binding
Source: RefSeq, a predicted model, not a curated record